UUCUUGGUUCGCUCAGUUCCGAAUUCUCACCCCUGCUUAUCGCCACUCACGGGAGGCACGACUUGAUCCUCUUUGCUUCAACAGACAGGCUCGAGCUCUGUCCAGGGUACGCUAGAUCUGACACGCGAAGAAUAAGGAACCAUACCUUCCCUUCUUGAUGCCGAUGCGCACUUCGAAAGUGCACGUCUUGGAUUGAAAGGUUUAUCACACUUAAAACUGUGAUCAUACCAUUGGUUAGUGUGUUUAAUAGUUGGUUUCAGGCUACUUUGUAAGUGAAAUUAAAAAAAUACACCGGCACCACAAUACCUAUUGGUUGUGCUUUGAAACAGCUUGAUCAACAGGUGUGAAGGCAGCAGAACAAGAAGUACCGGCGCCCUGCACCUGAACUCUUUACCGGCGAGCACAGGUGCUACUGUAGCCUCAAAAGUUGGCAAAAUACUGCGACAGGGUCAGAGACAAAAGAGGAAAACUAAAACUAAAAGCAGAUCGACAGUUAUAAAGAAAAACAAGUGACAGAGAGAAAGAGAGAGAGGGAGGGACAGAGAGAGAGAGAGAGAGAGAGAGAGAGGGACACACCUUGGAGAAUAGCAGAAGACCCGGCCCCCGGCCUGAGUGUAAGAGAGAGAGAGAGAGAGAGAGAGGGUGAGGGAGCGUUUUAAAGCCGGCACAGGCAUGAUGUCCUACAUUAAGCAGCCUCAUUACGCCAUGAACGGGUUAACUCUGUCUGGCCCGGGCAUGGAUCUACUUCACUCUGCCGUCGGAUACCCAAACAUCCCCAGAAAGCAGCGUCGGGAAAGGACCACGUUCACGCGCGCACAGUUGGACAUCUUGGAGGCACUGUUUUCCAAAACGCGCUACCCCGACAUCUUCAUGAGGGAAGAAGUGGCCCUCAAGAUCAACCUACCAGAGUCUCGUGUACAGGUAUGGUUCAAGAACCGCCGUGCUAAAUGCCGCCAGCAGGCGCAGCAGAGCACGGGUCAGUCUAAACCUCGUCCACCCAAGAAGAAGGCCUCUCCAGCCCGAGAGGCCAACUCGGAGGCCAGUGCCAACACUAACGGUUCCUACAGUCCAGUACCCCCUCCCCCUGGCACCGCCAUCACCCCUAGCUCCAGCAGUGCCAACGCGACUGUGUCCAUUUGGAGCCCUGCCUCCAUCUCCCCGCUGCCAGAUCCCCUGUCAGCCUCCACCACGCCCUGCAUGCAGCGCUCCUCUGCCUACCCCAUGACCUACACCCAGGCCCCGGCCUACACCCAGAGCUACGCAGGCUCGUCCUCCUACUUCACUGGCCUGGACUGCAGCUCCUACCUGUCCCCCAUGCACUCACAGCUCUCCGCCACCGGGGGCGCCCUCAGCCCCAUCACCUGCAUGAGCGGGCACCUCAGCCAGUCCCCUGCCUCUCUGUCCUCGCAGGGCUACACAGCCGCCUCGCUGGGCUUCGGGGCCGUCGACUGCCUGGACUACAAGGACCAAGCUUCCUCCUGGAAACUCAACUUCAACGCAGCUGACUGCCUGGACUACAAAGACCAGAACUCCUGGAAGUUCCAGGUCUUGUAGGGGGGAGGAGGUAAGGAAGGGACCAGCCAGGAGAAGCUCCCAUUCCAUUCAGUGUUAAAGACUUGGACACAUAGAUGGUCAACUAAUCAUUUCAGUCCAUGAACUCACUGACUGAGAAAAUGUCAUUAUUUUUUGUGUUAUGGAAAGCAAUGUGGAAGCAGAUCCAAUGAUGUUGGGCUUUGUGAUUUUUGGGAAGGUGACAAGAAAUCAGUGACCACAUCAAUAUUGUUAAAUCAAUGAUCUCCAAUUAAUACAGUAUUAUCAAUGUGAGGAUGCACAAUCAAUGGGACAUUGAGGUAAUAAAGUUAG
Molecule: messenger RNA, 1863 nt
Organism: Coregonus clupeaformis (lake whitefish)
Lineage: Eukaryota; Metazoa; Chordata; Actinopteri; Salmoniformes; Salmonidae
Product: homeobox protein otx5-like
Exons: 3
Coding region: 673-1554 (293 amino acids)
Biological process (GO): regulation of transcription by RNA polymerase II; multicellular organism development
Cellular component (GO): nucleus
Molecular function (GO): DNA-binding transcription factor activity, RNA polymerase II-specific; RNA polymerase II cis-regulatory region sequence-specific DNA binding
Source: RefSeq, a predicted model, not a curated record